Biomphalaria glabrata is the source of this 1685-nucleotide messenger RNA. Its product is annotated as collagen alpha-1(XII) chain-like. The transcript is spliced from 9 exons. Bases 171 to 1562 code for a protein of 463 amino acids. The record is from RefSeq and is a predicted model, not a curated record. NCBI's taxonomy places the organism in Eukaryota, Metazoa, Mollusca, Gastropoda, Planorbidae.
GUACAAGCUGACACAAGGCUAUAACAAUCGCGCGGAGGUGUUCUGUUCGAGUCGAGUCACUAUAUAAGUUGGAGACAGUGUUGGUAUUGUAUCACAAACGUAACUGAGUGAUCAUAUUUGAAUAAUUGAGUUACAGCCAGGACUUAACUUAGUAUUUAAAUUGGAUCAAAAUGUUCAACUCAAAGCUAUGCAAGUUGGUGACUACUGCGCUAUCACUUUUGUUCAUGGCGUCCUACACUGCAGCCGGGCUAGUUAAAACAUGCAAUAUUGAAUUAGGAGACAUUAUAUUUAUAUUGGAUGUCUCAUCCUCCAUCGGUGACAAGAACUUUGAAAUUCAGAAACACUAUGUUUCCAAUAUAACUAGAGAUUUUACUGUCAGUCCAACUCAAGUUCGAUUUGGUUGCUUGAUAUUUGACGCCAACCCAACAAAGCAAUUUGACUUGAAAGACUAUUUGGACAAUGAUUCUUUAAGCAAAGCCAUCUUGGACAUCAAAUAUCCAUACAAGAGUGGAACGCACACCCACAAGGCGCUAAUGGAGGUUUUGGAAAAGAAAAUGUUUGAUACUGAGGCAGGAGGCAGGGAUGAGGCGCCGAACAUUGUCAUUGUAAUAACAGACGGGCUUUCAACAUAUCCAGAGAAAACUAAACUGGCAGCCAAAGAGUUAAAAUCCAGAAACAUCAUCACCAUAGCCAUCGGCAUUGGUUUAAGACAGUCAACACAGGAGCUUGGUGUCAUAGCCAGCGAUCCAUCUUUAGUGUUUAAUGUGACAGACUUCAGCGUCUUGUCGGGCAUAGAAAAAGAUCUAGUUAGGAAAACAUGUGGAGUAGCGACAACUACAACCACAACAGAGGAACCGACAACUACAACCACCACAGAGGAACCGACAACUACAACUACAACCACAACUACAACAACUGCUUACACAAGACCCCCCUACCCGCCAUCCACUCCGACGCCGUGUAAAAACACCACUAAGGCGGACAUUAUCCUCGUCAUCGACGCCUCCACCAGCAUUAAAUCUGAAAGAUGGCUGAAUCAAACUCUCUUCGCUUCUACUGUGACAAGCUAUUUUAACGUUGGACCCGAGGAAGUCCAGUUCGGAGCUUUGAUUUUCAACGCUGCUCCGGUAAAAUUGUUUGAUCUGAAGACUUAUUCGGACCAUGCCUCACUCAGUAAGGCACUUCUGGACGUAAAGUACCCAAAUACAAAAGGCACCUUCACCUCCAAGGCUCUGAACGCAGUCGUUGAGUGGAAUAUGUUUGGUGAGGCGGCAGGUGGUCGAGCCGAUGCACCCAACAUUGUUAUCCUUAUGACUGACGGUAAAUCCAACAACAAGUCUGAGACCGUACAGGCAGCCAACAACUUAAAGGCAGCUGUUGAUGCGACCAUCCUGGCCGUUGGCAUAGGAGCAGACGUGAACAAAGGCGAACUGAAGGCUGUGGCCAGUGACGACAAGUACGUCUUCUACUCACAAGACUACAUCGUCCUGGACUACAUCAGCAAAGAUUUAAUCAGUGUCACAUGCCGUACAGCAGGCGACCUGCAAGCCAAGCUCAAGUAGAGACAAGACUGCAAUCGACAUUAGUGUAGAGGAAGGAUCGAUGCAGUUGUACUUUUUAUCUAUUGAUGAAUUUCUUCAUGCAUAAUAAAUAUUAUAGUUAUCAUUAUUAUAAUUAUUAAUAGC